AUGGUCUUAACCCUGACAUUGAACCCCGAAGAAGUACAAGAGCCAGCGUGUAUGAUCGCGGACCUGACGACACAAAUGUAUUUCUGUAUGGAUCCGAGAACUAGGAAACGCAGCGAAUGUGUCAGUGAGUCGCGGAAAAGCUUCUUAGCAGAUGAGAAGAUGGAAUGCACACUACGUCGCGCGUCCUUCAUCAAUGCAUCUGCCGGCGCCUGCGCAGCCAUUGACGAGGCCCAGUCCACUCUCAAAGAGGAUUCCCUGCCAGUGGUGAAUGGACGUGAAGUGGAACAGCUGGAAUCUGCAGCGAUUAACAAGAUGGCGCUGCUCAGCGCAGCUGUUACCCGCCAUCUUACCGCACAUUUUGAUCCCAAAAAUGUGGACUACGCAGAUUCUGUGAAUUCAAUGAACACUAUCAAGGAACUUAUACCGGAGUUAGCAACAGAUGCUAAAGCGUUAAGCAGCGUUCGCGAUAGCAAGUCUCGACAAGAGCUGUUAGCAGAGAUGGAGGCUUUGUGCGAAGCUGCAAGACGGCUUUGCUUGCUCACUGAAUCUGAUGACCAUGACGUAAGUUUAACUAAUAUCUAUAAGGAAUAA
Molecule: messenger RNA, 591 nt
Organism: Hyposmocoma kahamanoa
Lineage: Eukaryota; Metazoa; Arthropoda; Insecta; Lepidoptera; Cosmopterigidae
Exons: 6
Coding region: 1-591 (196 amino acids)
Source: RefSeq, a predicted model, not a curated record